UUUUUAUUUACUUAAUUGUUUUAAGGCAAACUUUUGCCGGACUUAGUGUUUUAGCAACUGUUAUCGUGUUUGGUUUAAAGUAAAUGUGAAUUAUAAUAAAAAAAGUGAAAUUUACAAAAUGUUCAAGUGGCAAAUCUGUGUAGCGUUAUUGUUUUUGCUGAUGACCUUGAGCGAACCAAAGCGUGUUAAACGCAUAGUAGGGGGUCAUCAUGCUAAGGCACCACCGCCAGAUGAUCCCGUAGUAUUUACACGUAUUUAUAAUCGUGAUGCCCGUGUUGAAGGAUUCCGGAAUUCUAAUACUAAAGUCUAUACAUUUUUGGGAUUACAUUAUGCAGAACCACCAACCGGAUCUAAUCGUUAUGCUCGUCCGGUUUAUAAAAGGCUGAUGGGUGAUGUUAAUGCCACAGUUUAUGGACCACCUUGUAUACAACCAGAUCCACAAAAUUUAAAUCGUAUUAUAGGCGACGAGGAUUGUUUGCUGUUAAAUAUUUAUACACCACGUAUGCCAGAUGAAACAACGGGUCUGCCUGUCAUAGUAUGGAUACAUCCGGGUGGUUUUCGUUAUGGUUCGGCUAAUCAAUAUGAUGCCACACCUAUUGCUCAACAAGGCGUUAUUGUAGUAGCACCUCAAUAUCGUUUGGGUUCUUUGGGUAUUAUAGGUGAUGGUAGUAAAGAAUUUGAUGGCAAUUUAGCAAUUUUCGAUAUGGCUGCAGCAUUGAGAUGGGUUAAUGAUUACAUCUCUCAUUUUGGUGGUGAUCCUAAACAAAUCAAGGUAGUGGGUCAUGGUUCGGGGGCUGCCAGUGCCAUGUAUUUAUCAAUGUCUAGAUCUGCACGAAGUGCGGGUGAUAUAACCGGUGUGGUGGCUAUGUCCGGUACGGCUUUAUCACAAUAUGCCACCGAUAGGGAACCGGUACAAAGUGUACAGGAAGUGGCGGAAAUAAAUGGCUGCCCAACUACCAGUGAAGUGGAAAUUAUUAAGUGUUUAAGACAGAAAACCGCCGAAGAAAUAAUUGAAAAUGAUUCCAAAAUACAAACUGAAAGAUUGGCUGGUCGAGCUAUGAUUAAAGCGCUUUCCGGUAGUAUAGGUUUCCAGCCUCACAUUGAGAAUGAAGAUGAUGGCCGCGCUCUACCAAGUCUAAUAGUGGGAGAACCAGAUCAACAAUUGAAAAGUGGAAAUUUUACAGCAAUACCUUUGCUAACGGGAGUUACAAAACAUGAGACAGCCAAUGCCUUUACUUUAGAUAAUAUAAAUAAAGUAUUUGGUUCAGCUGAAAAUUUUUUAGGUUCCCUAACAAGCACUCUGCAAAAUCUAACUGAAUUUUUGAGAGUGGACAAGAUAACAGGAGAAAUAAGUAAGGCGCAAUUGCCUGGGUUAUCUAGUGCUUUAACGCCCACUUUAAAUGAUGUACUCAAAGUACCAGAAACAUUGAAUUUAAAUGAGAUUUUAACAAAGAUAGUUGAGUCCACCACAGAUGUCUUAUUCAACCUACCGGCUGUUUUAACCACACAAGUAUGGUCUAAAAUUGCUCCCGCCUUUAUGUAUAGUUUUGAAUAUAAUGGCACCAUUUCCAAAGGUAUUAACUUUCUACGUGGUCUACCCAUAGUAGCGGAUACAAAAAAUUCAAAUUCCGAAAUUGUGUCUCAUGGUGAUGAAUUGGGUUAUUUGUUUGAUUGUAAUGAUAUCUAUGGCAAUCCUCUGCCUGAAACUCAUCUAACUUCUGAGCAAGAUUUAAAGGUGCGCAGUAAUCUUAUUGGUAUGAUUGUUAAAUUUGCCAAAGAUUUUAAAGAGGACACUAAAAUUGGUGCAUUUAGUGAUGAUCUCUUUAAAAGUGUUACCGGCAAAGGUACACCUUUCAUAAAAGUCGAUACCGAUAUAACUGCCGAUUCAGAUUUCCGUUUCUGUGAACUGUCUUUAUUUGGUGCUUCCUUAAGUCCAGUUACUUCUACUUCUUGUGAAGGACUGGGUAGUAUUGUUUCUUCGCUGCAGGGAUCAUUGGGACAAGUGACUAACGUUUUGGGAGGCUCCAAUUUGGGUGGUGUACUUAGAGGUGGCAACACUGGUACUGGAGGUUUACUAGGCAGUCCGUUUACAGGUGGCAAUACUGCUACUAAUACUCGGAAAACUGGAGGCUUAUUUGGUUUACUUUGAAGUGGGAAUUGUGUUUAAGUGUUUUAUUAUAACUUUUGUAUAUUAUAUUUUUCUAUUAAAA
Messenger RNA from Lucilia cuprina (Australian sheep blowfly), 2210 nucleotides. Its product is annotated as carboxylesterase 1E. The transcript has 3 exons. Gene Ontology annotation, biological process: postsynaptic membrane assembly; presynaptic membrane assembly; chemical synaptic transmission. NCBI's taxonomy places the organism in Eukaryota, Metazoa, Arthropoda, Insecta, Diptera, Calliphoridae. Gene Ontology annotation, molecular function: neurexin family protein binding; signaling receptor activity. Bases 119 to 2149 code for a protein of 676 amino acids. Gene Ontology annotation, cellular component: postsynaptic membrane; cell surface; synapse. The record is from RefSeq and is a predicted model, not a curated record.